AUGAAACAACUGAAUGGGGCAGUUUACCAUCCAUCAUCGGUCAGAAAGUCCAAAGCAACUCCUACGACGACUACUACAACGCCUACUACCACCACAACUACACCUACAACAACUACUACGCCAACAACAACGACAACCACGCCUACCACGACGACGACCACGCCUACCACAACGACAACUACGCCUACAACGACAACAACAACGCCUACCACAACGACAACCACGCCUACCACAACGACAACCACGCCUACCACGACAACAACCACUCCUACAACGACAACCACCACGCCUACUACAACGACAACCACGCCUACCACGACGACAACCACGCCUACCACAACGACAACCACGCCUACCACAACGACAACCACGCCUACCACAACAACAACCACGCCUACCACAACAACAACCACGCCUACCACGACAACAACCACUCCUACAACGACAACCACCACUCCUACAACGACAACCACCACGCCUACUACAACGACAACCACGCCUACCACGACGACAACCACGCCUACCACAACGACAACAACGCCUACCACGACAACAACCACGCCUACCACAACGACAACCACGCCUACCACAACGACAACAACGCCUACCACAACUACCACGCCUACCACAACGACAACAACGCCUACCACGACAACUACCACGCCUACCACAACGACAACAACGCCUACCACGACCACAACCACGCCUACCACAACUACAACCACGCCUACCACGACAACAACCACGCCUACCACGACAACUACCACGCCUACCACAACGACAACAACGCCUACCACGACCACAACCACGCCUACCACAACUACAACCACGCCUACCACGACCACAACCACGCCUACCACAACUACAACCACGCCUACAACGACAACCACGCCUACCACAACGACAACCACGCCUACCACGACAACAACCACGCCUACCACGACCACAACAACGCCAACAACAACGACAACAACACCAACAUCAACAUCAACAACUACCUCUCCUUUUCUCCCUGUUUAUACCUCAUGUACCAGUCAUAGUCAGUGUCCACCGAAGUCCAGGUGCCGCCCGAAUGCUUGUCAUGGAUUUACAUGUUUAUGUGACGUGGGGUACAUGGUAUCUCAAGAUUCAUUUUCGUGCAUAAAAGCUUCAAGAGUUGGCGAAUCGUGCGAUCCCAAAGAGACUCGGUGUAUAUCGCCAUUUUCCGGCUGCCUUGAAACUUGUCGUUGCUAUGACGCCUUCAUUCCGACACCCAACGGAAGAUGCCGACUAGCCUCAACCAGUUUUGUUGGAGAACCAUGUGGAACAAUGGGAUGCGAAUAUCCCGCUAAGUGUAUGGCAGGAACCUGUAUAUGCAUGCCUCCCUUCCGGUCUAUGACGGAAGAGGAAUUCUGGGUAAACCCUUUAGUGACUAUGCAAUGUCAAAGAGAGGACUUUUCUUUGUGGAAAUGUAACGGUAGUAUGAUCUAUAUCCCAGAAGAACUGCGCACCACAACCUCAACGACAACUGAACCAACAACAGCGACAUCAACAGCAACAACAACAGCUGAAUUAACAACGGAAACAACACAAACGACAACACAAAUGACAACAACAACAACAACGGCUAUCGUCAUCACAACCACAACUCCGGAAACAACAACAACAACAACAGAAGCAGCAACACCAACUACGCUGAAAACAACACCGCCAACAACAACUACAACAACACGUUCAAACAACAACUACAGAGCGCAUGAAGGUCAAUAUCUUUGACCGCUGCACGAGACACGAGGACUGUCCGGACAACUCAAGAUGUCGUCCUAACUCAUGUGAAGGAUUUGUUUGCCUGUGCAAGGAGGGAUAUCUCAGUUCAGCGGACAAUUCACAGUGUAUGAUAGCUAGCCGAAUAGGAGACCAAUGUGACAUCCAGACCAAAUGCAUGUCACCGUUUGCUGGUUGUCAGUCCACGUGCAAGUGUUACGAACUGUUUGUAGCGUCGGCCGACGGUCGCUGUAAGCUCUGGUCGUCGGCAUUCGUCGAUGAACCGUGUGGAGAAAAAGGGUGCGAAUUUCCCGCCAAAUGUUACGAAGGAACAUGCCGAUGCGUGGCGCCUUACCGGAAGAUGUCAAAAGAAGAAUUCUGGGUAAACCCACUUCAAACUUCACAGUGUCACAAAAUGAACUUCUCUUUAGUUAUGUGUAACGGAAGGUAUAUAGAUGUUCCGGUACCUUUGUCUGACGAAUGGCAGCACCUGCUUGAAGAUAAAAGACUAGCAGAAUUACACACUACCUGGAGUCCCGAAACAACAACAGAAAUGAUGCCUACUACACCGUCCUUUACAAGCAUUCAAACGACUAGGAAUUGGUACGAAACCGGAAAUGACGCUAUAGGAUCAAUUUUGAACACUAAUCCAAACAGUCGAAAAUUGUAUACAUCCUGUACAAGUCACACUCAGUGUCCAACAUCCGCCAGAUGUCGUCCCGAAUGCGUGUCAAGGCUUUGUGUGUUUAUGUGACACAAACUUCACGUCUUCAGAAGAUAACAGUUUCUGCUUUCAUGCUGUCAAAAUCGGCGAUACCUGUAACAAAAACACAGACACAUGUUUGUCUCCCUUUGCAAAUUGUGCCGGUAGGUGUCAGUGCUAUAGCCCAUUCAUACCGACCGAAGACGGACGUUGUAGGCACUCUUUAGCGGCUUUCGUAGGUGAAUCUUGUGGAGGUAGAAUUGGGUGCGAGUAUCCUGCUUCCUGUGAGAAUGACGUGUGCGCGUGUUUAACACCACAGAGGAAACUGACUGAGGAAGAGGCUUGGAUUUACCCGUUAGAGACAAAACAGUGUCAGGAGGCGUCUUUCU
This is a messenger RNA of Pecten maximus, 2835 nucleotides long. RefSeq names its product mucin-2-like. The transcript has 9 exons. Bases 1 to 1755 code for a protein of 584 amino acids. NCBI's taxonomy places the organism in Eukaryota, Metazoa, Mollusca, Bivalvia, Pectinida, Pectinidae. The record is from RefSeq and is a predicted model, not a curated record.